AUGCCCAAGGCCUCGCCGUCGAAGGCGCCACUACCGAAGAAGCCGAGGGAGCCGAAGAAGGUGAAGGACGUCGCCUUGAACACGAUGCGCGUCGCCAACUACAAGGCGAAGAUGGCCGUCUACGAGGAGGAGAUGGCGGCGUACAAGGUCGGCCAGCGGCGGCGCGAGGCGGACAAGGUUGCGGUCAAGCGGAGGCUCUCGGCAAGCGACGCCGAUCCGGCGGCACCGGCGGCGAAGCGCCCGACGCCGGCGCCGACGCGAGGCACGUGCGACGUCUGCUUCGGGCGGCUCGCCGCUGGCGACGACAUCGACGUUUGCUUCCGCUGCGAGCCUGAGACGGGAUCAGCGGCAGGGGGGCGGUGGCGCUGCCGAGACUGCCGAGCGGCGGCCGCGGCAUUGGCGGCCUCGGUGGCGGGCGAGCUGCCAACGGCCAGUGCCUCAAAGCGGCAGCGCGCACUGGCCGCGAGCGAAGCUCGGGAGGCGGAGGAGGCAGCGAUGAGCAGGGUUCGUGACGAGCGCUUCUCGAGGCUACCUCAGGACGGAGUGGUCCUGUUGGACGAGCGCUUCACGGAGGCGGGGCUACCGCUGGGUGGCUACGGCGGGGUGAAGCAGAGGCUGUUCGGCGGGCCGCACGCCGAGGUGGAGUACUUCUUGGCCGUGGUUUUGGCGACGAGGGCCGCUGAGUACCGGAGCGAGCUGGGCGGGAGGAGCAUCCGCAUCGGCACGAUAACAAACAGCCGCUGGUGCAGCAUCACUGGUACCAGACUGGAUGGCAGCCCAGGAAGAGCUCCACGGGCGGCAAUAAAGGUCAGCUAUCCGAACAGCUGGUUCCUUGCGCGGGAGUCUGACGACGAGAUGGUUGCGCGCGACCCUUGCUGGCGGCGGAACAACUACGGGUACAGCGACCCUCGCUGCGAGUAUGCCCUGGCGGUCGUCGAGGCGUUGAGGGAGGUGGACUGGCGGGAAGAGCAGCCGCUUCUUCGGGACUUCAGGCAUCUGGAGGACUACGAGUCGGCGUACCGAGCGGCAUACAGGAGUCAGCGGGCGGCAGCCGAGGAGAGGGAGGCGCAGGCGAGGUACAAGGUGUUGCGCCUCCCUUGGGAGGUGAAGAAGCCGUUGCUGGUCGCGCUGGAGGCAGCCCAGGCGGAGGCGGCGCCGGAGUUGAGGGAGGAGAGCAGGGUGCUGAGGGCUCGCCGCCCAACGCGACGCCAGCUGGCGGCGGCGGUGGCGGGAGGCUGGAGCAAGUACAAGGACAGUCUUCCUUUCUGGUCGCCAAACCCCACCCGCCGGGCGCAGCAGGAAGCAUGGUUCGAGGAGGUUGCCAUGCUCGCGGAGCAGGCCGGUGUGGACGGCAUGCUGUACCCGUGGUUAGGGGAGUGGUGCGAUGACGACGCUUCCGACUACGAUGAGGAGUACCUCCCGUGCCAUCGUGAGGAUGUGCUGUUCGAUCUCGACUCCAACGGUCGGAGGCCGACAGCUGCGGAGCUCGCGCCUCUGGCGUGGCCGCACAGCUGCUGGUGGCACGACCGGGACCGAAUCGUCCUACUGUACAUGCACAUGCUCGACAACCCGCCUGAUGGCAGCUUCCUUUGGGAGGCUCGCGUGUGCGAGCAGGUGCACGCUCUCUGGGCGGAGGCGGAGGCGAUGCGUGAAGAGGGCAUGAGGAUGGCUUUCGUAGACGGUGCACUUCCCGGCGGCGAAGACAUUCCUGGCGCGGCUUUCGUGGUGGGCCGUGCCGUGACGGCACCGCGACGUCUCAUGACGCAUCAGUGCUUUGAGGAUGAGGCGGCGCCUGGCUGGCGCAUGCUAUCCUCACUACCCUCGUGUCCCAACCCGCACAUGCGGUUCCCGAUCGAAUCGGGGAGCGAAGAGGCGAGGCGUAUGACGCGGAUGAUUCGGAUUCGGAUAGCGAAGAACGUCGAGAAGAGAUCCCAGUAG
Emiliania huxleyi CCMP1516 is the source of this 1938-nucleotide messenger RNA. RefSeq lists its product as hypothetical. The record is from RefSeq and is a predicted model, not a curated record. The transcript has 9 exons. The coding region runs from base 1 to 1938 and encodes 645 amino acids. Lineage: Eukaryota; Haptophyta; Isochrysidales; Noelaerhabdaceae.